GGGUCGAGUCAGCCCUUUCCCGGCUGGAAGUGUGAUUUCUGUUGAGCGUUGAGGUUAGACUGGAAGUGGUGUUGUGUAGAGAAUGGGGGGCGAGGCGCACCGCGGGUCGGCAGGCGAGGCGCGAGGCUCGUGGCGUGAGGCUGGAGGUCAAGGAUGCAUUCCAAGACAGUUCUAAAAAUAUGUCACCAACUCCAACCUUAUAGUUGACCUAGCCAUGGAAAACCUCAUUGGAACCUCACAAGAUCAGACCAUACUGGCACUCUUAAAAACCCUGCCUAUCAAAAAGUAUCAGGAAUGAAAAUCAGGAAUGAUAUAUACCUACCACUUCAAGAAAGUUUCUGUAUCAGCCAACAGUUUAGCAGGUCAGCUAGUUUCUUUGAUCAUCAAGCAGACGUAGUCAAGCCACUAACACAAAAGAGGAAAACGUCUCUAUAUCAGUGUUUUUCACAUUAUGCAUGUGACCCAUUUAGUAGGUCAUGAAAUCAAUUUUGUGAGUCAUGACGAACAUUUUUAAAAACAAAAUAAACUAUAAAAUAUCAGAGUGCUUUACAUGAAUCCUUUGCCAGAAUUAUACACCUUGCAAGGAAUACUAAGAAAGAGGAAUAAUGAAGCAAAGUAUGCAGAAGCAUGUUCAAGUUCUACUGCUGGAUCUGGAAGUAUGAAUAGUGACAACAUUGAGAAAACUAUUGACUCUAAUCUGCAGACAUCAACUUCGUUUGAGCCACGUUUCAAAAAGAAAAAAGUAACUGCAAGGCGUUAUAAUGAAGAUUAUUUAAAAUACGGUUUUAUCAAAUGUGAAAAACCCUUCGAAAAUGACAGACCUCAGUGUGUUAUUUGUAAUAAUAUUCUUGCAAAUGAAAGCUUAAAACCUUCAAAAUUAAAAAGGCACUUAGAAACACAGCAUGCUGAACUUAUUGAUAAGCCUCUUGAAUAUUUUCAGAGAAAGAAAAUAGAUGUAAAGUCAUCAACACAAUUUCUUAGCUGCUCUACUACUGUUAGUGAGAAAACCUUAUUAUCAUCAUAUUUAGUUGCAUAUCGUGUGGCAAAAGAGAAAAUGGCUCACACAGCUGCUGAAAAAAUUAUUCUUCCAGCAUGUUUGGAUAUGGUGCGUACAAUUUUUGAUGAUAAAUCUGCUGAUAAAUUAAAAACGAUUCCUAGUGAUAACACAAUAUCUCUUCGAAUUUGUACAAUUGCCAAACAUUUAGAGGCAAUGCUUAUUACUCGGUUACAGUCGGGAAUAGAUUUUGCAAUCCAGCUUGAUGAAAGCACAGAUACUGGAAGCUGCACAGCACUUUUAGUCUAUGUCAGAUAUGCGUGGCAAGGCGAUUUUAUGGAGGAUUUUUUGUGUUGUUUAAGCUUAACCUCACACCUAAGUGGAUUAGAUAUUUUCACAGAAUUAGAAAAGUGCAUUGUUGGUCAGUAUAAAUUAAACUGGAAAAACUGCAAAGGAAUUACAAGUGAUGGAACAGCAAACAUCACUGGAAAACAGAGCAGAGUAAUUAAAAAAUUGCUAGAAGUUACUAGUGGUGCGUGGAAUCAUUGUUUUAUACAUCGUGAAGCAUUAGCAUCCAGAGAGAUUCCACAGAAGCUCAUGGAAGUAUUGAAAAAAGCAGUGAAAGUUGUUAACUUUAUUAAAGGGAGCUCACUAAACAGCCGACUUCUUGAAACAUUUUGUUCGGAGAUUGGAGCUAAUUAUACCCACUUACUGUAUCACACCAAAGUUCGUUGGUUGUCUCAAGGGAAAAUACUGAGCAGGGUUUACGAACUCAGGAAUGAGAUCCACAUUUUUCUCAUUGAAAAGAAGUCUCAUUUGGCAGCUAUUUUUGAGGAUGAUAUUUGGGUAACGAAACUGGCAUAUUUAACUGAUAUUUUUGGCAUCCUUAAUGAACUACGUUUAAAACUACAGGGGAAAAACAGUGACAUAUUCCAACAGGCCGAACGUAUCCAAGGAUUCCAGAAGGCGUUACUGUUGUGGCAAGCGAGGCUUAAAAGCAACCGUCCUAGCUACUACAUGUUUCCAAGGUUUUUGCAGCACAUUGAAGAGAAUGUUAUCAAUGAAAACAUUUUGGAAGAAAUAAAACUAGAGAUAUUGUUGCACCUCACUUCUCUCUGUCAAACCUUUAACCAUUUAUUCCCAGAAGAGAAAUUUGAAACAUUAAGACAGAAUUGUUGGGUAAAAGAUCCGUUUGCUUUUCGAAACCCAGAAUCAAUAAUUGAGUUAAACUUGGUGCCUGAGGAAGAAAAUGAAUUAUUGCAGCUCAGUUCUUCAUAUACAUCGAAGAAUGAUUAUGAAACACUAAGUUUAUCAGCAUUUUGGAUUAAGAUAAAGGAAGACUUCCCUUUGAUAAGCCGAAAGAGUAUCCUGCUGCUCUUACCAUUCACAGCAACUAGUUUGUGUGAACUAGGGUUUUCGGUCUUAACCCAGUUAAAAGCAAAGGAAAGGAACGGAUUAAAUGGCGCAGCAGAUAUGCGAGUAGCAUUAUCCUCCUGUGUUCCAGACUGGAAUGAACUUAUGAACGGGCAAGCACACCUACCACGUUAAAUAAAUAUAUAUUUUUUUUAAAUUGGAGUAUAGUUGCUUUACAAUGUGUAAACAAAUCUUACCUGGUUUUUGUUUCUGCAGUUCUUAUUUUGUGAUUUUUUAUCUGUUGUAUUUAAAUGUUAAUACAGCAGUGUAUGUGAUAACUUUGUUUUUAUUUUUGUUAUAUUUUAAUACUAAUAAAAUCAUAAUGUAAUUUUAUGUUCAUUGAACAAAAAUUUAAUGAACUUCUAUUAGAGGUGAGGUACCAUUCUAGACACAUUUGGGAUACCAAAUAAAGAAAACAGACCAUUCUCUAGUGGAGCUUAUGUUCUGUCAAGGAGAGAGAGAGACAGUAAACAUAAUAAAUAACCUUUAUAAUAUUUAGAAGAUAAUAAGUGCUAUAGAAAGUAAUAAGAAAGGAGGUCAGGGAACUAUUUGGGGACCAAAUCAUGAAGGGCUCUAGACCAUUAUAGGGGCUCUGGAUUUUUGUCAGUGAAAUGGAGAGCAGUUGGGUUCUGUGGAGGAAAGACAUGAUGUGAAUUAGGUUUUAAAAAACUCACUCUGACUUCUAUUUUGAGAAUAGAUUGAAUUAUAUGUUACUUCUUUAAAGAGGUCUUUCCUAACCACUUUAGUUUGGGUACAUCCUUCUUUAUUCUUCCUUUUAUUUCUUUGUUUUCUUGGUCGUAUGUAAUUUGUAAUAUUUGUAUUUAUUUAUGUGAUUACUAGUUCUGUCAACCUGCCACCUUGGAAUGAAUGCUCCAUAAGAGCAGAGAUCGUGUCAUCUUGCAUGAUGCAUAGCAAAUGGAUAUCCCAUUUACAUUUGCUGGAGAAAAAAAUCAAUAACAUCUAAUACCUGUAACAUGAGGUCAUAUUCCCAGGAAUAAUAAUUAAAUGUAUGGCAAAUUUCUUCGCCGUUUUUACAUUUUAAAAUCUGAUUUUGUCAGAUAAUCUCUAUAAGCAUCCCAAAACGGCAUUGAUUGAUGUUGCUUCCUCACAUCAUUGCUGAAAAUUAAGCAAUUUAAUUGCUUAAUAUGUCUUCUUCAAACUAAUUUCAACUUCUGCCUCUCUUUACAUAUUUCCUGACCCCGCUGGGUGAUGUUUCUUUGGGUGUGGUCUUUCUCUAAAAUCAUAUAGGUUAGCAGAAAUAUUUGAUUUUUCAGAUUUUCUAUUCUAUUAAAGGUAAUAGAUUUUUCCCCCUUGGUGCUUAAAAUACAGUUGGAAGACAAUUUUCCAUGAAUAGCUCACACUUCUGCACAGUCUGGAUCCUCUGAUUGAAAGUAUUUGCAUUUAAGUUAAGAACACUUGUGUAAGGGGACAUUCCAGAAUGGUGAAACUAGAGACAUUUUCCCAAGAAACAUCCCAGGGAAAUAAAGAUAAAGCCUUUUCCUACCUCCCUGGAGACAUUUGCGUGCAUUCCAGGAGUAAUGAGUUAAUCUCCCUGUAGGGAAGGGUGAGAGGAUGUACCAGCAGCCCCCACUGUGUGCAGAGCUAACACCUGUGGGAAUUGGGGCAUGGGAAACCAACCCACAAUGCUGAUCUGGCUCCUUUUUUUUUUUUUUUUGGCUAUGAGUAAUAAAUUGUAUCUCUGA
Balaenoptera acutorostrata (minke whale) is the source of this 4110-nucleotide messenger RNA. RefSeq names its product family with sequence similarity 200 member B (gene ZBED11). The transcript has 3 exons. Lineage: Eukaryota; Metazoa; Chordata; Mammalia; Artiodactyla; Balaenopteridae. The record is from RefSeq and is a predicted model, not a curated record. The coding region runs from base 551 to 2542 and encodes 663 amino acids.